CUCGCCUCGCACCGUCAUUUUCAUCUCACACGGCGGCAUCAACGCUUUUGGUGGUGCCGUUCUCCGAGGCAAAUUUUCCCAGUCCGGCAGUCGGUCGGUUAACGAUUUUCGUCGUCGCACAUUGAAUUCGCCGUUUCUAGCAAGCCUACAACCAUGUCGACCAAGAAAUCCAAAAAGCAGAAAUGGAAGCCAAUAGAGACAGAAGUGAUUUCAAUAGCCAGCGGAACUUGCUGGGCCGAAGAAGUGGAAAAAGAACAAAGUGGAUUUGGUAGUUUUGGUUUCGAAGCUAAACCAUUGAAUCUUCCCAAAGCACCUAGAGCUGCUUGUGAAACUCUCAUCGAUGAAAGUACUGUGCCUCAAGAAGGACCCUUCCUGGUUCACAUGUCGAACCUGCAGUUUGAAAUUGAUGAAGACGACAUCACUAACUACUUUAAAGGCUUGAAGGUAGAAAAUAUUAAGCUUCCGCGUAAUGACAAUGGUCGUAACAAAGGAUUUGGAUAUGUAGAAUUUGAAGACCGAAAAGAUUUAAUCAUUGCACUUGGGAUGGAAAAUUUGAUACGUGGACGCCGUGUUCGUGUUGAACUCGCUAGCGGUAUGCAAGAUUCCAGAAAUGCAUUUCAAAGAGGUAGUAAUCGUAUGGGUAUGGAUUUUGGUAGUUCAGAUUCCCCAGGCGAUUGGCGUUCAACUAACAGGAGUUCUGCUACAUCUGACGAUAGAGGAGGUUUCACAAGAAGACAAGGAGGUGGUGCUUUUGACAAAGAUCACGACAGCGAAAGAGACAGUGGACCGUGGAGAGGAAGUAGGCAAAAUGUCAGUGAUGAUGUUCCGGCUGGCAGAAGACCAUUCAGUGACCGUCGACCCGAUGAAUUUGAGAGUGGAAGAAGGCCUUUUGGCGAUAGACGUUCUGAUGACGUUGAUGGUGGACGACGACCAUUUGGUGACCGACGACAUGAUGAUUUCGAUAGCAGUAGAAGACCUUUUGGUGAUAGGCGGGAAGAUUCUGAACGAAAACCAUUUGGCGAAUCAAGGCGUGGUUAUGGUUUUAAGCGUGAUGACGACUUACCUGAAAUAAAAGAUUCUUCAUCAUCACCACCACGUGAACGACCAAAGCUCAUUUUGAAACCCAAGACUGUCGACCACGCUCCCAAGACUGAGGUUACAAAUUAUGUUGCUGCUCCAUCUAUAUUUGGUGGAGCCAAACCGGUUGAUACUGCUGCUAAAGAACGUGCAAUUGAAGAAAAACUCUUAGCCAAACACGAACCAAAACCUCAACUGUCUGCUGCUUCCUCGGUAACCAGUUUAAAUGAAGCUUCUGAGACUCAAAGUCAAGAAAAUGGUGAAGUUAAACCAUCACCAGCAGUCGCACCCCAAUCUCGUUCUGUUGAAACAUGGAGACGGAGAAGUCCACGGCGUCAAAAUGAUGAUCGUCCUCAGAGACGAAAAACGCCAGAAAAAAAUCCCCGUUACGAAGAAGCACUUCCUCCCAGAGAAAACCCGUGGGAAAAAAGUGUGCCAAUCAAUCAACCUGCCGAGUCUUCCAAAGAAAAUGUUUGUAAUGGAUCACCACCAAAGAAUGACGAAGAUAGUACACCUAAGACAAAUGUUUACAUUCCUCCAAAUCUUCGUAAACAAGCCGUUUCACAAGAACAAUCUGUACCAGACCGGGCAGCAGACGGAUCUGAAAUUAUCGAAACUGUUGUCUUAGAAGCACCUAGCGAUGUCAGAACUGAUCCUGAUGGACAGUCCAGCGAGCCUGAUUUAGUGAAAGACCCAUCUACUGAAUUGGAUAAGAACGAUUCUGGUUUUAUCGAAUGCGGAAAAAACGGCUCUGAUAAAAAUAAACCCAAAAAGAAACCUAAAGUUAUAAAAAAACUACCGGAAGUCGAUGUAAAAAAGAAAGAUCUUGUAACUAAAGAACAGAAGAAGUCUACUAGUAACAAAUUUGCUGCGCUUCUCGAUGACGGAUCUAACGAAUAGAAAGUAGUAGAUAAAUUAUUACUGUGUUAUUUGUUUUUGUGCAACUGUAUUAAGUAUUUGCAAAGCUCUUAUAAAUGUUAAGACUCAUCAAGCCUCCAAUUUAACUUAUUUUUAUUAGUUUCAUUGUAUGUGUUUCUAUUCAUUACGUUAAUGUCAAAAAAAGUUUAAUAUUAUAAACACAUUAGAAAUACUUAACUAUGUGAAUCGUAGAUGACGCGCUGUCUGUUGUUACGUUACUGCCACAGAAAUCGUCACUGUGUAUUGCACGAGUCCGACCAAUAAUCAGCAUUGAAUUAUAUUUUCAUUCUUUCUUUGGUACAAAAACGUCUCAUAAAUUUUUUUAUAUUUAUAUAUAUAUGUUUUAAAUAUUAAAGAUUUUGUGGUUCUUUAUCUCAUUUAAUCCAUAAGACUGUCUACACAAAAUAGUGAUAUAUUUAAAAGACUGUACAUUAUAAUUAUUACAGACGCUCAUUGAUUGUUAAUAAGACUUUCAACCAAGGACAUGUCACUGCCACAUUCUAAUCUAAAGUCGGGCUCGUGUUUGAUAAACUAAGAUUUUCGUCAUGUACGAGAUGUUGCAACAGGCAGCGAGACAUAGUUUAUUAUUAUUAAAAUUUUUUUUUUAUUAAUAUCUUUUUUUAAUUUAAAUAUACUUUUUGAAGCAAAUAUAUAUGUACAGUAUAUAUUCGUAAAACAUAAAAAAAUCUAUAAUAAUUUAUAAUUAAAUAGCAUUACAUGAUAAUACCAUUGUGUAUAUUGAUACACGUUUUACAUAAUUGUGUGUGUGACCUUUUUUUUUUGUAAAUCUGUCUAUAUAAUAAUGAACUUAGAUUUGUAUAAUUUUUGAUACUUGACCUAGUCUUCAGAAUGUAUUUUCCUUAAUACUUUCUUUGAUCAUUUGUAUUGUGUACAUAUGUACUAGUGAUAGUUGUAAAUUUAUUUAUUAUCUUAAUACAAAAAGAAAUUGAUUUAUUGUCUUAAAUAUUUCAUUAUUAUUAAUUAUUAUAAUGUACUAUUUAUAAAAAAAAUAUAUAUAUAUAUUUCAUCUUGAAAGAACCGCUCGUUCAGUUUUAAUUUUUAGAUAUUUAAGUGGUAAUAUCAUUGUAAGAAUAAUGACUGUUGUUUUUUUACUUGUUUGUACCGAAACUGAUUUUGUUAUCGUAAGUUUGUUGUGUUUGUGUGAGUGUUGCCAAUACAAUUUUCUUAAUUGUACUUAGAAGUGAUUACUACUAUUAUGUUUAAACAGAUUUUCCUUGUGGAAACACAUGUGAUAUUUUUAAUCUUAUGUUGUUUUAUUUCACACUUGGUUCUUUUUAAAUCAACAAUGUAAUAAAGUUAAUAAUGCUUUUUUUUUAAAUAUAAUUGUGUGUUCCGUUUGUGCAAUAUGUGAUGGUGUGAAAUAUACUGAAAUUACAUUCGAUACAAUAUAUUAUUAUAUUAUAAUUGUUUUCUAAAUGGUGGAAAAAUGACUUGUUAAUUUUUUUUUUAUUGAUACUAAUUUGAUGUAAUUUUGUUAGUACUUUUUAUUUUAUUUAUUUCAUAUUGUAAAAUUUAAUUGAGCUGAUUACUUUAUAUGAUUAUUAUUAUUACUUAGGCCAUUUAUGUAAUCUUUUGAAAUUAAAAAUAAAAUACUGUAGGUGGA
This is a messenger RNA of Adelges cooleyi (spruce gall adelgid), 3619 nucleotides long. It is a transcript of the gene eIF4B, whose product is annotated as eukaryotic translation initiation factor 4B. The record is from RefSeq and is a predicted model, not a curated record. Gene Ontology annotation, molecular function: RNA binding. Lineage: Eukaryota; Metazoa; Arthropoda; Insecta; Hemiptera; Adelgidae.